Molecule: messenger RNA, 1241 nt
Organism: Prionailurus viverrinus (fishing cat)
Lineage: Eukaryota; Metazoa; Chordata; Mammalia; Carnivora; Felidae
Gene: ALX4
Product: ALX homeobox 4
Exons: 4
Coding region: 1-1227 (408 amino acids)
Biological process (GO): regulation of transcription by RNA polymerase II
Molecular function (GO): DNA-binding transcription activator activity, RNA polymerase II-specific; RNA polymerase II transcription regulatory region sequence-specific DNA binding
Source: RefSeq, a predicted model, not a curated record
AUGAAUGCUGAGACUUGUGUGUCUUACUGCGAGUCGCCGGCUGCUGCCAUGGACGCCUACUACAGCCCGGUGUCGCAGAGCCGGGAGGGCUCCUCGCCUUUUAGGGCAUACCCCGGCGGCGAGAAGUUCGGCACAACUUUCCUAUCGGCCGCCGCCAAAGGACAGGGAUUCGGAGACGCCAAGAGCCGGGCCCGCUACGGCGCGGGGCAGCAGGACCUGGCGGCACCCCUGGAGAGCGGCGCCGGGGCGCGGGGCUCCUUUAACAAGUUCCAGCCCCAGCCUCAGCCGCCGGCCCCGCAGCAGCCGCAGCCGCAGCCGCAGCCGCAGCCACAGCCGCCCGCGCAGCAACCGCAUCUCUACUUGCAGCGCGGCGCUUGCAAGACGCCCCCGGACGGCAGCCUCAAAAUCCAGGAAGGCAGCGGCGGCCACAACGCGGCCUUGCAGGUCCCCUGCUACGCCAAAGAGAGCUCGCUGGGUGAGCCAGAGUUACCGCCUGACUCUGACACCGUGGGGAUGGACAGCAGCUACCUCAGUGUGAAGGAGGCUGGGGUGAAGGGGACCCAGGACCGGGCCAGUGCCGACCUCCCCAGCCCGCUGGAUAAGGCCGACUCAGAGAGCAACAAGGGUAAGAAGAGGCGGAACCGAACCACCUUCACCAGCUACCAGCUGGAGGAGCUGGAAAAGGUCUUCCAGAAGACCCACUACCCCGACGUGUACGCACGGGAGCAGCUGGCCAUGAGGACAGACCUCACCGAGGCCCGCGUGCAGGUCUGGUUCCAGAACCGAAGGGCCAAGUGGAGGAAGAGAGAGCGUUUUGGACAGAUGCAGCAGGUCCGCACCCACUUCUCCACCGCCUACGAGCUGCCCCUCCUCACCCGAGCUGAGAAUUACGCCCAGAUUCAGAACCCAUCCUGGAUCGGCAACAAUGGGGCCGCCUCACCGGUGCCAGCCUGCGUGGUCCCCUGCGACCCGGUGCCUGCCUGCAUGUCCCCUCACACCCACCCGCCUGGCUCGGGGGCCAGUGGCGUCACCGACUUCCUGAGUGUCUCUGGGGCCGGCGGUCAUGUGGGCCAGACACACAUGGGUGGCCUGUUUGGAGCAGCAGGGCUCAGCCCGGGCCUCAAUGGCUAUGAGCUCAACGGGGAGCCGGACCGCAAGACCUCGAGCAUCGCGGCCCUCCGCAUGAAGGCCAAGGAGCACAGCGCGGCCAUCUCCUGGGCCACAUGACAGGGCCCCUCGCA